Messenger RNA from Melopsittacus undulatus (budgerigar), 4210 nucleotides. RefSeq names its product adenylate cyclase 9 (gene ADCY9). Gene Ontology annotation, biological process: intracellular signal transduction; cyclic nucleotide biosynthetic process; adenylate cyclase-activating G protein-coupled receptor signaling pathway. Gene Ontology annotation, molecular function: adenylate cyclase activity. The record is from RefSeq and is a predicted model, not a curated record. NCBI's taxonomy places the organism in Eukaryota, Metazoa, Chordata, Aves, Psittaciformes, Psittaculidae. The coding region runs from base 107 to 4153 and encodes 1348 amino acids. The transcript has 10 exons. Gene Ontology annotation, cellular component: plasma membrane.
CGGUGCUGGCGGGAGGAGACUAGAGGCGGCUCUCCGAGGAGCCCGGUGGCUUUCCCAGCCCGAGAGACCCAACUCCUGAGCGGGCUCUUCAGGAGGAAUUGACAACAUGGCUUCCCCACCGCACCAGCAGCUGCUGCAUCACCACAGCACCGAGGUGAGCUGCGACUCCAGCGGGGACAGCAACAGCGUGACGGUGAAAAUCAACCCCAAGCAGCACCAGGGCUGCUCCUCUUCCAAGCACUGCAAGUACAGCAUCUCCUCCAGCUGCAGCUCCGGGGAGUCGGGGGGCACCCGCCGCGCCGGUGGAGGUGGCGGCAGUGUACCUGGCCUCCGGCGGCAGAAGAAGCUGCCUCAGCUCUUCGAGAGGGCCUCUUCCAAGUGGUGGAACCCCAAGUUCGACUCCAACAACCUGGAGGAGGCUUGUAUGGAGAGAUGCUUCCCUCAGACUCAGAGGAGGUUUCGCUAUGCCCUUUUCUACAUCGGUGUGGCCUGCCUUCUCUGGGGCAUUUACUUUGGCAUACACAUGAGAGAGAAACAGAUUGUUUUCAUGGUGCCGGCUCUGUGCUUCCUCUUGGUAUGUGUAGGCUUUUUUGCAUUCACUUUCACCAAGACUUAUGCCCGCCAUUAUGUAUGGACUUCGCUGAUACUCACCCUCCUGGUUUUUGCUUUGACUCUAGCUCCGCAGUUCCAGGCUCUGAAACCUAUCUCAGGAAGUGGUGACAUGUCCAAUCAGACUCCCCCGGCAGAUCCCACAGACACUUGUCUUUCUCAAGUAGGCAGUUUUUCUAUGUGUAUUGAAGUGCUCUUGUUGCUUUACACAGUGAUGCAUUUACCCUUGUAUUUAAGCUUGUUUCUGGGACUGUCGUACUCGGUCCUCUUUGAGACCUUUGGUUAUCACUUCCGUGAUGAGAACUGUUUUGCACCUCCCGGGGCUAGUGCCAUUUACUGGGAGCUGUUGUGUAAAGCCUUCCUGCACAUCUGCAUCCAUGCCAUCGGUAUCCAUUUAUUUAUCAUGUCCGAAGUCAGAUCGAGAAGCACAUUCCUGAAAGUGGGGCAGUCCAUCAUGCAUGGAAAAGACUUAGAAGUGGAAAAAGCCCUGAAAGAGAGGAUGAUUCAUUCUGUUAUGCCAAGAAUAAUAGCCGAUGACUUAAUGAAGCAGGGGGAUGAUGAAAGUGAAAACUCCAUCAAACGUCAUUCCACCUCAAGCCCCAAAAACAGGAAGAAGAAGCCUUCCAUACAGAAAACCCCCAUCAUAUUCCGUCCUUUUAAGAUGCAGCAGAUAGAACAGGUGAGCAUUUUGUUUGCAGAUAUCGUUGGCUUCACGAAAAUGAGUGCAAAUAAAUCUGCCCAUGCUCUGGUGGGGCUCCUGAACGACCUCUUUGGACGUUUUGACCGUCUGUGCGAGGACACUAAAUGUGAGAAGAUAAGCACUUUGGGAGACUGUUACUACUGCGUAGCUGGCUGCCCGGAGCCCCGGGCAGAUCAUGCUUACUGCUGUAUCGAGAUGGGCUUAGGAAUGAUUAAAGCCAUUGAGCAGUUUUGCCAAGAGAAAAAAGAAAUGGUGAACAUGCGUGUCGGUGUUCAUACUGGGACAGUCCUGUGUGGCAUUUUGGGAAUGAGGAGAUUCAAGUUCGAUGUGUGGUCCAAUGAUGUCAAUCUGGCCAAUCUGAUGGAGCAGCUCGGGGUUGCUGGAAAAGUCCAUAUUUCGGAAGCUACUGCGAAAUACUUGGAUGAUCGUUAUGAAAUGGAGGAUGGAAAGGUGAUCGAGCGAGUUGGUCAGAGCGUGGUAGCUGACCAGUUAAAAGGUUUGAAGACCUAUCUGAUCUCUGGUCAGAAGGUGAAGGAGCCCCACUGCAGCUGUUCACAAACAUUGCUUCCUGGCUUGGAGUCUGGAGACGGAGCCAGGAUACAGGGAACAUCAUCAGCCGAGAAUGCCAGUGACUUGACAAAGACUCUCAAGCAUGCGGAAAAACCUAAGCCUUGCCCUUCAUGUAGUACCACCCUUACUCCCCACUGUGAUGUCAGCAUAGAGGAAGGAGCUAUCCAAAAUGGUUGUCAGGAUGAGCAUAAAAACAGUACAAAGGGUCCAGGAGGACACAGUCCAAAGACUCAAAAUGGACUUUUGAGUCCUCCACAGGAAGAAAAGCUCAGCAAUAGUCAAACCUCGCUUUAUGAAAUGUUGCAGGAGAAAGGAAGAUGGGGCGGAGUGAGUCUGGAUCAGUCAGCUCUUCUUCCUUUGAGGUUCAAAAACAUCAGAGAGAAAACAGAUGCUCACUUUGUGGAUGUGAUUAAAGAAGACAGCCUCAUGAAAGACUAUUUCUUUAAACCACCAAUUAACAAGCUGAGCCUGAACUUCUUGGAUAAGGAUUUGGAGAUGGCCUACAGAACGAGCUAUCAGGAAGAGGUUAUAAGGAAUGCUCCAGUGAAGACGUUUGCCAGCGCUACCUUCAGCUCACUCCUGGAUGUGUUCCUCUCUACCACAGUCUUCCUUAUACUCUCUAUCACGUGUUUCCUGAAACACGGGAUGGUCGCAUCCCCUCCACCACCUGGAGCAGUUGUGGUGUUCAUCAUCGCCAUCCUGCUAGAGGUGCUGUCCCUUGUCAUCUCAAUUAGAAUGGCGUUCUUUCUGGAGGAGGUGAUGACUUGCACCAAGCGUCUCCUGGAGGUGAUAUCUGGCUGGCUGCCUCGACAUUUUUUAGGUGCAAUCCUGGUUUCUCUCCCAGCUCUUGCAGUUUUUUCACACUUCACCUCUGAUUUUGAAACAAAUAUACACUACACCAUGUUUAUGUGUUGCGCGAUUCUCAUCGCCAUUGUGCAGUACUGUAACUUCUGCCAGCUUAGCUCCUGGAUGCGAUCUCUGCUGGCAACUGUAGUAGGAGCAGUGCUACUCAUUCUGCUCUACAUCUCCUUGUGUCCAGACAGCUCCAUGGAAACUUUUCAUCUAGAUUUGCCACAGAAUUUUAGCUCCAGAAAAAGUCCGUGCAACAGUUCGGUGCCAAACGACAUGAAGAGGCCAGCAGACCUGAUCGGCCAAGAAGUGGUUUUGGUUUCCUUCCUUCUGCUCCUCCUGGUCUGGUUUCUGAAUCGAGAGUUUGAGGUCAGUUACCGUCUCCACUACCACGGAGAUGUGGAGGCUGACCUUCAUCGCACCAAAAUUCAGAGCAUGAGGGAUCAAGCAGACUGGUUGCUGAGGAAUAUUAUUCCAUACCACGUGGCUGAGCAGUUGAAGGUUUCCCAGAGCUAUUCCAAAAACCAUGACAGUGGCGGAGUAAUCUUUGCAAGUAUUGUGAACUUCAGCGAGUUCUAUGAAGAGAACUAUGAAGGAGGCAAAGAGUGCUACAGAGUCUUGAAUGAAUUGAUUGGGGAUUUUGAUGAGCUGCUGAGCAAACCACAUUACAGCAGCAUUGAGAAAAUCAAAACAAUUGGGGCAACCUAUAUGGCUGCUUCAGGACUGAACACCUCUCAGUGUCAGGACAACAACCAUCCCCACGGACAUUUGCAAACCCUUUUUGAAUUUGCCAAAGAAAUGAUGCGAGUGGUGGAUGACUUCAACAACAACAUGCUGUGGUUUAAUUUUAAACUUCGUAUUGGCUUUAACCACGGCCCCCUCACUGCUGGGGUCAUUGGCACCACCAAGUUGUUGUAUGACAUUUGGGGUGACACUGUGAACAUUGCUAGCAGAAUGGACACCACUGGCGUCGAGUGUCGUAUACAGGUGAGUGAGGAGAGCUACCGCAUCCUAAACAAGAUGGGGUAUGACUUUGACUAUCGGGGGACAGUCAAUGUGAAGGGGAAAGGUCAGAUGAAGACCUACCUUUACCCAAAAUGCAUGGACAAUGGGAUUGUGCCACAUCACCAGUUGUCUAUAUCUCCAGACAUUCGGGUUCAAGUGGAUGGCAGCAUCGGGCGAUCUCCAACGGAUGAGAUUGCCAACCUGGUGCCUUCUGUACAGAAUUCUGAUAAGGUAGCCCAUGGCACAGAUAACUCAGAAACCAAGGACAUUCUUCCUUCCGCCAAGAAGCUCCAGAAAGAUGCUGUGACAGCAGAGGAGAGGUGCAGGUUUGGCAAAGCUGCAGAGAAGACUGACUGCGAGGAAGCGGGAACUGAGGAGAUCAAUGAACUGACAAAGCUAAAUAUCUCUAAGAGUGUAUGAUGCACUGUCAGAGUUGCAUGAAGUGCUCUGUCAAUAGAAACACAAAGACUCUUGCAA